Molecule: messenger RNA, 3786 nt
Organism: Mycosarcoma maydis (corn smut)
Lineage: Eukaryota; Fungi; Basidiomycota; Ustilaginomycetes; Ustilaginales
Exons: 1
Coding region: 1-3786 (1261 amino acids)
Biological process (GO): GPI anchor biosynthetic process
Cellular component (GO): endoplasmic reticulum membrane
Molecular function (GO): mannose-ethanolamine phosphotransferase activity
Source: RefSeq, a predicted model, not a curated record
AUGUCAGCAUCGUCAACGUCGGCGCCCAAUCCAGCGCCAACGCUCGCCGACGUGAGGCGCAGAAACGAAUCCGUGCUCCUCCCACCACCCGCAACACAACUACAUCCCGCCUUUGGCAGUUCACUUCGUCAUCGACGUCACUCGUCGCACUCUUCGCACUCUUCGCACUCUUCGCACUCGUCGCACUCGUCCUAUGCAGCGAGACAUCCGGAUAGAGUACCGCAGAAAGCCGUCUCGCCCAACAACGCGUUCCUCAGCGUCGUGAGCUUGCUCGGCUUGAUCCUGGUGUACACGCUCGUCGGCGUGUGGUUGUUCAUCAAUGGCUUUUUGCUCUCGCGGCAUGAGCUGCAGGGUUGGAAUCAGUGCAGUACUCCUGCACUCCCGCAUUGGUCCUUGCCCAUCCCUCCACAAAGCUCGGAUGAUGCUUCACUGCUCAACUGGGCACACACAGCUUUGCAUCCAGUCACGGGAAACGGUGAAUGCAUCUUGCCUCCAACCCACGCCAAGGCCGUGGUUCUCAUCAUUGAUGCUCUGCGAUACGACUUUAUUGCUCCGCCACCUCCUCCGCUGACUAAUGCUACUCGCGGAGCUCCAGUGCGCAGUGAAUGGCAACCGAAUCCGUACUACCACAAUGUUCUUUCUCUGCCCGCUCAGCUCACCGAGACACACGCCAUCUCAGCAUCCGCUGAUAGUCCAGGUCCAGCCUCGUUCCUGGCGCACUUUACCGCUGAUCCGCCAACAACUACACUUCAGCGGCUCAAAGGGCUCACCACCGGAACGCUGCCAACGUUUGUCGAGGCAGGCGCCAACUUUGGCUCGGCCGGCACACGUGUCGGUCAGAUCAACGAGGAUAACUGGAUUGCACAAUUCAAACGCUCCAUUCUUUCCCCCGACUUGGGCUCCGACUUGGGCGAGCCCGAUCUCAACAGCAGCGCAGGCUUGGUAUUUGCAGGCGACGAUACGUGGAACACGGUCUUGCCGCACCUGUUCGAUUCAAACACGACGUGGACUUACGACUCGUUUAACGUCGAAGAUCUCGACACGGUCGAUCGUGGCGUCGAGUCCAAGCUCUUGCCUUUUCUCCAGACGCAUCAUCCGGAUCGCGUCGCUGGCGUACAUGACUCGUGGCGUUUGCUCGUGGGACAUACGUUGGGUGUAGAUCACGUCGGACAUCGAUUCGGCGCUUCGCAUCCCAAAAUGAAGCUCAAAUUGCAAGAGAUGCAGGAUUUGCUUAGAAACAUCACGGAUGCCGUCGAUCAAGAGACGCUGGUGGUCGUCAUGGGCGAUCACGGAAUGGACGAGCGCGGCGAUCACGGCGGUGACGCUGAACUCGAGGUUGGAGCUGGCAUAUGGGUCUACUCGAAACGCUCAUUUGGCUACCCUGGUCGCAACAAGCAGUUGCAAAUGCACCCAGCCGAGUACAUCUCGACACCACAAGUUGAAGCAGUUCUGCCGAGCCGGAUACCAUUCAGCGCGCUUCCGUCACCUCCCUACUCGAGCGCUGGUCACCGAAGCAUCCCACAGAUCGACCUCGUCCCCACCAUCUCGAUCCUCCUCGGUCUGCCUGUACCCUACAACAGCCUCGGUAGCAUCAUACCCGAUCUGUUUGCACAUCCAGAUACGUUGCUACGAGCGCUCCGCAUCACAUCUACGCAGAUGCGCACCUACCUUAACGCGUAUGCCACCAAAUCGCCCGAUUUCGCCGCUUUCCAGCCAGAAUUCGACGCACUCUGGCUCAACGCGGUCAGAGCGGAUGCGCAACUGGCGCGUCUUGUGCACGCCAGUGGAGACGCCACAACGCAAGCUGAGGUGGAAGAAGCAAUGAGGAGCGCAGCACAGGCGUACCAUGCGUUCAACCGGAUCAGUUUGGCCAGGGCACGAGAGGUGUGGGCGCAGUUCGACAUGGUCGGCAUUGUGCUGGGGCUGAUCGUGUUGCUCGGUGCGCUGGCAGUGGCGUGGGUGGUCAGAGACGGUGCAAUAAACGGCUUGAUUGGUGUUCUACCAGCUGCUGCUACUACGGAGCAGGAUCCAGCCUCGACGGUGCUGACUCAAGUGGUGAGAAGGACAACCACGACUCAAGAGCUUCAUGCUGUGGUGUGGAGGUCCAUCUCACGCCCCGCGCUGGUUGGCGCAGCGAUCGGAGCGGUGUUGCAUGGAAGCGUGUUAUUACCACUACCUGCGGUGCUGGUAUCUAUCGUGAAACCGCUGACGCUUGUCGACAGCAUCCUUGUUGGCGCAAGCAUCGCUUCUCAACUCUGGCUGCUUGCGUCACACCUGGCGCGUACGCUUUCGCGGUCAUCGGAAUGCCAAGGCGGGAGCUGCGGUCCGGCCACAAGCCGGCUGCUGGACUCUGCAGGCUGGAUCUUGCUCCUGAUGCACGCCGCGCUGUUUGCGUCUAACUCAUUGCUCGUAUUUGAAGAUCGGUUUGUUCUGCUCGCUCUAGCAUCUCUGCUGCUCGUAAGGGGCGUGCUGUUGGUGGGAGCGUCACCAACCACGCACCUGCGUUUGCGCUCGGGUCUGCUGACGCUUUUGGCGCUCGUUCUCGUUCGGCUCGCGGCCGUGCCGCGAGUGUGCAGGGAAGAACAGGCGGCGAAUUGUGAAUCAACGUUUUUCGCUUCCACGUCCACCACCGGUGCGGCGCUCAACAGCCCGUACACGAUCGCGCUGGCGUACGCGCUUGCGUAUGCGCUCCCCAGUGUCGUGGCGACAUUCUUGAAGCAGAGCAAGAGCUUUGUCGGUAUAGCCCCGCGCAUGUUCACGUGGGUGUGGCGGCCUACAUUGAUGAUCGGAGCGGGCCAUUGGGCGCUCGACUAUGCUGUUCCGCUCGACGCUAUCCAACGCAGCGGUUGGGCGAACAGGCUUGAGUGGAUUAAACAUUGGAUGGUGAAACUCGACUUUGUAGUGCUGGCGCUCGCGCUGGUGUUUUGGAUUUUCGCGCCGUUGUGUCUCGAGAUCCGCACGCAGACGGUGCGCGCGCAGCAAGAAGCGAACGAGGCGGAGAAGCAGAAAGUGACGAUCCUCGGAUACGCCAACAGCUUGGGCUCGAGCUUUCUGCUUCUGGUCGGUGUUGCGGUGAGCUUGGUGUGGGUGGUGACACAGCCGAGUGGACAGGUGGCGUUGGCGGUCGGGUGGGUGGCCGCGUCGGUGUGUGUCGAGCUGACAGACGCCGAGCGGGAUGUGGUGAUCUUGUUCCGGCAGAGGAUAGCUGCCGAGCAGGCUGCAGCGCAUCGACAAGAUCAACCAGAGUCAUCGGUAGCCGCGACGGUGAAAGCGCCACACCUGACAUCAGGCGCACUGAUGAGCUUACUGCACCUGUGCUACCUGCUCUUCUUCUCUACUGGCCACCAAUCCACGUUAGCAUCCAUCCAAUGGCGCGUGGCAUUUGUCAGCUCACCAACGCUCACCUACCCAAGCUCCCCGCUCCUGGUGAUGCUCAACUCAUUCGGCGCUCUGACCGUGCUUCCGUGCCUACUCACCGUCCUGGCUGUCCUCUGGAACACGACGCCUCUUCCGCGUGGUUCCGGCCGUCGAAUGCCGCUCCCACAACACCUCCUCUCAGCGCUCACUACACUCGCCAUCUUCAACACUUUUCUGUUGCUCACAUCCGCAGCGCUCUCAGCUCUCCUCUUCAGACGCCACCUCAUGCUGUUCAAGGUGUGGACACCUAGAGUGCUCCUUGCCGUCGUCGCAAGUGUCGGCGGUCAGCUCGCAGGCUUAGUCUCCGCCACCGCUGCAUGGCACCUGGCUAACAAGGUAAAUGCAAUCUUUGGCAGCGAGUUCGCUUAG